Molecule: messenger RNA, 4264 nt
Organism: Daktulosphaira vitifoliae (grape phylloxera)
Lineage: Eukaryota; Metazoa; Arthropoda; Insecta; Hemiptera; Phylloxeridae
Gene: Sin3A
Product: paired amphipathic helix protein Sin3b
Exons: 5
Coding region: 250-3780 (1176 amino acids)
Biological process (GO): negative regulation of transcription by RNA polymerase II
Cellular component (GO): chromatin
Molecular function (GO): transcription corepressor activity
Source: RefSeq, a predicted model, not a curated record
AGGUUCACCUCAACAAGCGGCCUGUCUCCCGCACUAACACUGAUCGGUAGCGUAACGUUUGUUUACACUUUGCGUUGCAAUUCGGUGUAUAUUAUUUUAUGAAAAUUCUUUUCGGUUUUUGUGCUAGUUUGCCUGUUAUCGUCGACUUCAUUUAUAGUAUCGCGGUUUCCAGAUAAUUCAACGUGCGGUGGCUAAACUUUUUUUUACACUUAUACGUGAUGUUAAUCAAACGGACUAAUGUGACGAGAAAUGAAAAGGCAUUCGGAUGAACUCAUGGCGUCCGCGGACACAGUCGGAGCAUACGCCACAGCCACCAACCGUUCACCUCCUAGGUCCAGGCCUAACCUGGUAACCAUUUCUAAUGUUGUGCAGUCAAGUUUUGUAUCACAGUCCAUAAAUAAUCCAAAUAUUCAAUUUAAUACUGUACAGCCUUACAGUACUCCAACAAUGCCGGUUUUAGCAAUUAAUGAAAAAAUGUCAGGCUCUUUACCAGGUGGUUCAACCAUGCCUGCUUUGCACACCAUACAAGCACAGCAUUCAAUUCAACAUAUCAGGCAGAAAGUUGUACCAUCAACCAUUAUUCAACAACAGCAACAGCAACAAACUCAAUUUCAAAGGCUCAAGGUUGAAGAUGCCUUAUCUUAUUUGGAUCAGGUGAAAUUCAAAUUUAGUAAUCAGCCUCAAGUAUAUAAUGAUUUUUUAGAUAUCAUGAAAGAAUUUAAAUCACAGAGUAUUGAUACUCCUGGUGUUAUAACAAGAGUCUCUAACUUAUUCAAAGGUCAUCCAGAACUUAUAGUAGGUUUCAACACUUUCUUACCACCUGGUUACAAAAUAGAAAUCAAAAACAAUGAACUUGGUUUUCAUGUUUCUGUCUCAAUUCCGCAAAGUCCUGCUAUUUCAUCAUCUCAAACAAUCAUUCACUCAACUACUCAACAUAUAAUGUCUGGACCGCCACCAGCAGUCACAACUUCACCUGUUACUUUAACUACUACACCUCCUGUAGUAAUAAAACCAGCUGUUCAUUUACCAAUAAAUCAAGUGAAUACCACAUCUGUUGUUAUGAAUCACCAUCAUACAGUUCAUAAUAGUGUUACACCUACAGCUCCUUCAAGUACUUAUCAUCAACCUCAAAUACCUUUAUCUGUUGCAAGUUUAAGUCAAGUGGCGUCUGCUAUUCCUCAAGUAUCAAUACCUACAACUCAGGAAUCUACCAAUUCCCAAAACCAACCAGUAGAAUUUAAUCAUGCAAUAAAUUAUGUUAAUAAAAUAAAAAACAGAUUUCAGGGACAACCAGAAAAAUACAAAAGAUUUUUAGAAAUUUUACACACUUAUCAAAAAGAACAAAAGACACAUAAAGAUAAUAUUGUGCAAGUUGCAGGAAAAACUUUAACUGAAGCAGAAGUAUAUGCUCAGGUAGCAAAACUUUUUGAAAAUCAAGAAGAUUUAUUAGCUGAAUUUGGACAAUUUUUACCAGAUGCUACGUCUCAUCAUUCUUUUGGUGCUAAAUUAACAGAACCUAUAGUACCUCCUAAGAAGGCAGUUGUUGUGACUACUGCACCUCCUACUAGUAUUGUACCACCCAUUAAGAAGGAAAAUCCUACAAUAAUUCCUAUUGUUAAAGAAAAUAGAGAAACUAGUGUUCAGAAUGUAUCAUUGAAAAGAACUUCAUCCUUCUCUUCCACUCAAAAUUUACCUCCUCCUAAAAAACCAAAAUCCCCAUUUCCAAGCUUAGGAGAUGUGUCUUAUGUAGAAGCAUAUAAAUAUGGUACUCUUACAGAUUUUGCAUUUUUUGAUCUUGUACGAAAAUCUAUUAAUAACACUUCUGCUUAUGAUGACUUUUUAAGAUGUCUUGUAUUAUACUAUAAUGAAAUCAUAUCUAAGUCAGAAUUAUUAAAUUUAGUCCAACCUUUUCUUGGGAAGUAUUCAGAAUUAUUCAGAAGAUUUAAAGAAUUUAUUGGAAGUAGUGAAAAAAGCAGUAAUGCUACGACAGCACCUACAGAAAAUAAGUUAUCAGGUUUACCUCAUCUUUCUUUACUUGAUCAUGGAUCAAAUCGUCAAGAUCGAUCAGCGGGUGAUUUACCGACUGAUAUAGAUUAUAGUACUUGUAAAAGAUUAGGAGCAAGUUAUUGUGCUGUACCACCUGAUUAUCAACCUCCAAAAUGUAGUGGUAGAACUAAAAUGUGUUAUGAAGUAUUAAAUGAUACUUGGGUAUCUUUUCCUACUUGGUCUGAAGAAUCAUCAUUUGCUACUAGUCGGAAAACUCAGUAUGAAGAAUAUAUGCAUAGAUGUGAGGAUGAAAGAUUUGAACUAGAUCUUGUGAUGGAAAUCAACUUGGCUGCAAUUUAUUCUUUAGAAGAAAUAUUAAGAAAAUUUAGUAGGAUGACUCCAGAAGAAGCAAUGAAAUUGAAAUUAGAUGAUAGUUUGGGUAAUGAAUUAAGUUCAACUACAACUAAUAGACGAGCUAUUAAAAGACUGUAUGGUGAUAAAACAGCAGAUAUUCUAGAAGGUUUGAAGAAAAAUCCAAUGACUGCAAUUCCUAUAGUUUUGAAAAGGCUCAAAUCAAAAGAUGAGGAAUGGAAAGAAGCUCGAAAUACAUUUAAUGAUAUAUGGAAAAGUCAAAAUGAAAAAUACUACCUUAAAUCUUUAGAUCAUCAAGGUGUUAACUUUAAACAGAGUGACAUGAAGUUUUUGAGAUCAAAAUCGUUAUUAAAUGAAAUUGAAACUCUAUAUGAUGAAAGAAAUGAGCAAAAUGAAAAUUCUACAGGACCACACAUGAUAUUUUCUUAUACUGACAAAACUAUUCUUGAUGAUGUAGCAAAUUUAUUGAUACAUCAUGUUAAAAGACAAGCUAGCAUAAAUAAGGAAGAUAAACAAAAAAUAAAAACUUUGAUUAGGCGAUUUAUUCCAGAUAUGUUUUAUCAUCCUAGACAAGAGUUGAGUGAUGAUGAAUGUGAUGGUCAAAAUGAUUGUUCUAAUAAUAAUUCUCCUGAAAACUCUAAAGUAUCAUUACGUGUGUCCGAAGAAAAGGAUCAAUCUGAAGUAAAAAUUACAGAGAGUGAUAAAUCAAAAUUAUCUGAGCAUUCUAGCACAGAUGAAUGUUACACUUUAUUUUUUGGUAAUAAUAAUUGGUACUUGUUCCUUAGACUUCAUUAUAUCCUAUGUGAUAGAUUAUCUCAAAUGUAUAAAAAAUCAACUCAGUUGGUACAUGAGGAAUGUGUUUACAAAGCAACUAGGUCAGAAUCUGCAGCAGCCAAAUUGCGUCUUAAUCCUAAAUCAGAAAUUGAAAUUGAAGAUUACUAUCCAGCUUUACUUGAUAUGAUUAAAAAUGUUUUGGAUGGAAAUAUGGAUUCAAAUACUUAUGAAGAUACAUUACGAGAAAUGUUUGGUAUUCAUGCUUAUGUUGGCUUUACUCUUGAUAAAGUUGUUAUUUAUGCUGUACGUCAAUUACAACAUUUAGUGUCUGAUGAAUAUUGUCAAGAUUGCUAUCAAAUAUUUUUAAAAGAAAGUAAAAAAGGAGCAACUGGAGGCUUAUGUAGUACAGCCCCUCAAAGAAUUGCUCAAGAAUCAGCAUAUCAAAGAAGAGCAGAAGCAGCUUUAAGUUCUGAUAACAAUUGUUAUAAAAUUUAUAUAUAUAAAUAUAACUGUAAAAUUACAUUUGAGCUUCUAGAUACAGAUACAGAUGAUAAUCAAGACAGUGGUAAAUGGACAAGUUUUGAUAAUGAACCAUUGUCAGAAACUAAUGACGAAAAACAAGAAGAAAACCAAAGUCCUAAAAACUAAUGCUUAGUUUUGAAAUUUUAAUUUAACUAAGAUAACAUUAAGAUAUACUUUUAUUUAUUGAAUUUUUUUUGUACAAAAAUGUUUCUACUAAAAUAUGAAGCCUAAUUUUAUUCUUCUCUGUAUUGGUUCCAAAAUUUCGGAUGCACAACUACUUUAAAAGAUUAUUUUUAGUGUAUAUGUAUAUAUUCACAUCUAUAUAUUUCUCAAUCGACAUUUGAUAUGAAACUAUUUGUUAGAUAUCCAAAUAUUUUUUCAUAAAAAAACUAUGAAAUUGUUGAGUUUGGGAUGAUUUAUUGGAUUAAAUAUUUCAAAAUUAGUUAAGUUGACCAACUUUAUUGGUAUCAAUGAUUAAAUGUUACUACACCAAUACAUAUUGAAGUACACUCAAAUUUAUGCAUUAAAAUUUGUAUUUCGUUAAGAUAUUUUUAUGUAUAGUAGUAUUGUAUGUAUGUAUAUUUUCUAUUUUAAUUUUUUUAGAUAAUAG